Molecule: messenger RNA, 560 nt
Organism: Rubroshorea leprosula
Lineage: Eukaryota; Viridiplantae; Streptophyta; Magnoliopsida; Malvales; Dipterocarpaceae
Source: the annotation of a GenBank genome assembly
CGGGGGCCCAAGUCAAGGCCAUCGUGGCACAGGGCGGUAGCCACGGCACCCAUGGGCGCCCGAGCAUGGGCACGGACGUGGGCGCGAGCGCAGCAUGGAACUCCCAAGGGGUGGGCCUGGCAUGAGUUGGCAGCGUCCAUGCCAAGGCCGUGGCACGGGGUCGCGGUCGAGACAUGCUAGAGCACGCUGGAGCAGCCCAGAAAACUCCAAAAGCUCCUGGGUGCAGAGAUGGUUUCCAGACAGGAGUCUGGAUGGGCUUAAUUGGGCCAAGCCCAACCAAGGAAGUCUCCAGAAGCAACCUGUGAGAAAGGAUAAUGACGUGAACAGUGGUCUGGAUAAGAAUGUGAACAGUGGUCUGAACCUGGGCUGCAUGGGGAAAAUUCUAGAGCCUUGUAGAUAAUUCUAGGAUAGGGAAUUCUAGAAUAUUGUAGGCUAGGCUUAAGAGGGCGAAUGGAGGGUAUUCCAGUAAUUGUACAAAUGAGGAGAUUUUUGUGGAGUGUUCUAGAGACACCUGCAGAGAGCUCUUGGGCUGGACUCUCCUAUAAAUAGGGGUGGCCUUA